Molecule: messenger RNA, 1239 nt
Organism: Colletotrichum gloeosporioides
Lineage: Eukaryota; Fungi; Ascomycota; Sordariomycetes; Glomerellales; Glomerellaceae
Product: CENP-B-like protein 1
Exons: 1
Coding region: 1-1239 (412 amino acids)
Source: RefSeq, a predicted model, not a curated record
AUGGCCGACCACGACCCUCACCCACACAACGGGCACGACGCGCAGCACGACGCCGCCCACGACCUCCAUUCCUCCGAUCCCGAUGCCAGCGCCCUCGGCGGCCCUGGCCCUGAUGGCGUCGACUCCCCCGUAUCCACCCCGAAAGAGCGCCACUCCCUCACCCUCGACCAACGCCGCGCCCUCCGCCGCUGGGCCAACGCGCAGACCAUCCGGCCCAGCCAUAAGGCCUGUAUAGACUGGUUCUAUAACCAGUACGGCCAACAUAUUUCCCAGUCUACCGUAUCCCACUCCCUCAGCCCAAAGUAUUCGCGUCUCGACGGCGACAACCCACAACUGAGCGGGUCGCGGCUGCGCUUUGGCAACUGGCCUGAUGUCGAGAAGCUCGUGCUUAGAUGGUACCAGCAGGUCCAGGCCACAGGACGCCAUCCGACGAACGAGGAGCUUGGGGAGAAGGCCAAAGCCAUCUUCACGGCUUUGCCACGCUACAAGGACGAGACCCCGCCCGAGUUCUCCCCCGGCUGGAUUCACAGGUUCAAGAAGCGGUACGGACUGCUUAUUAGGCGGCAGAGACGUCAUGGCGAGGGCGGGAUGAACCCUGCCGACGACAUCGGAUACCUUGCCGACUGCGUACCGCGAUUGAUGGCGCUCUCCGCUGAGACCAGCCCCGCCGCCAUUCGUGAGUCCGUCAUGCGUGCUCUAGGCGUCGAGGCAAGCUUGCAGACCUGCGCCCUCGUCCGCGACGAGGUCCUGCGCAGAAUCAGCAACGCAUCCUCAACAGGCCCGCUGUCCCCGACCACGGCGGCGGCAGCAGCAGCAGCCGUCCCGCCUCCGGAUCCACACAGCGCAGACACGAGCAUGGUCGCGCCCCCCGGGAGCGACACACCCAUGUACGGCGACGAGGACCCCGACAUUGUGCUGCAGAACGCGCUGCGCCAGCUGCAGCAGGAGGAGGCGGAAGCAGAGGCCACCGCGGCCGCGGCACGAGAGGAGCGCGAGCAGCGUGAACGCGCCCAGGGGACGGCCGCUGCUGCGCUGGCGACGCCGGCCAUCCAGCGGGCCACUUCCACGGCCUCGCGAUUCGUCCCAUCGACGCCCGAGCUCAACCUGACGCCAAUUAAGAAUGACGAUCCUGUCUCGGCGAACGAGCGGCCCCUGCGGUGUCCGUUCUGCGUGAACCAGAGGAUGCUUCGGACGAUCAAGGAGGCCGUGGAGCACAUGUCUACUCACGUAGUGGUAUGA